AGAAAAAGCAAAAUCACAAAAAGCAGUACUGUAUUCCAUAAAGUUGAAUUGGUCUUUAUAGAGAAACUUCAUUGACUCCCAAACAAUAAUUUGGUAAAGCAAUGAAACCCUUUGUAACGCGUUUAUCACUCUUCAUGUUCAUUCCUCUCAUUCUUUCACUCUUGUUUCUGAUUCUUUUUCAAAAGGAGACUUCUAUGGCAUCCUAUGAAGUAUUUGGAGUGAAGAUAGAGAAGAAUCCCUCAAAAUCCAAACUCAGUGAACUUGGUGUUUCAUCUUGGCCUAAGUGGGAAGGUGGUCCAUUAAAAAUUCCAUGGUUCUUUGAAAAUGAAGAAACAAUGUAUCUACUUGAAGGAAAAGUGAAAGUCACAGUUGAAAAAUCAGUUGGAUCCUUUGGAAUUGGAGGUGGUGAUUUAGUUGUUUUUCCUAAAGGAAUGAACAUUACAUGGGAAGUAACUGAACCUGUCAAGAAGCACUAUAGCUUGAAAAAAGAAUGAACCUAUAAUAAAAAGUCUUAUAAGUUUUAACCAUUCUGGUCUAAUAAGUGAUUAUGAUGUGUAUGAAUUUGAUUAAGUGAUUAUCAAACACUAUGCAACUAAACUAAGCUUCACUUCCAUUAGAUUAUACCUUUGAUUGGAAGUAGUAACGUGUAAUGGUGAUUAUGGAUUUCAUGAUGAUAUAUUUAAAUUGAAUUAUCAGUUGGAGUU
This is a messenger RNA of Lathyrus oleraceus (garden pea), 704 nucleotides long. RefSeq lists its product as uncharacterized. The coding region runs from base 102 to 494 and encodes 130 amino acids. Lineage: Eukaryota; Viridiplantae; Streptophyta; Magnoliopsida; Fabales; Fabaceae. The record is from RefSeq and is a predicted model, not a curated record. The transcript is spliced from 2 exons.